Messenger RNA from Lachancea sp. 'fantastica', 252 nucleotides. Lineage: Eukaryota; Fungi; Ascomycota; Saccharomycetes; Saccharomycetales; Saccharomycetaceae. The record is from the annotation of a GenBank genome assembly.
AUGAGCGCUCUAUACCAACAAACCGGCGAAGUUACGCAAUCUUCUGGUUCCUUUUUGGCCUCAGCUCCUGUGGAACUACUUACUUUGAAGGGUUACGAAGACUUUCUUGCCAAGCAAAAGAAACUUAAUGUCGACGUUACUACUGUUUUGAACGAGGACAAGAGCUGUGCCUACGUUAUGAGAGAAUCUGAGGUUGUGGCAACAGUUGGAGAAGAAGCCCUGGACCAUUUGUUAUCUCAAAUUGAAGUUUGA